Molecule: messenger RNA, 3336 nt
Organism: Girardinichthys multiradiatus
Lineage: Eukaryota; Metazoa; Chordata; Actinopteri; Cyprinodontiformes; Goodeidae
Product: lanosterol synthase-like
Exons: 9
Coding region: 1865-2785 (306 amino acids)
Biological process (GO): triterpenoid biosynthetic process; cholesterol biosynthetic process
Cellular component (GO): lipid droplet
Molecular function (GO): lanosterol synthase activity
Source: RefSeq, a predicted model, not a curated record
UCUCUCUAGCUUUGUGACGUGGUUCCUCAGGCUGGUGGGAGAAGAGCUGGAAAGAAACCCACACGUGAACUGGAUCAGCAUGCUUCAACGUUGGCUCCACACAGGACUUCUGGUAGCUCUCGCUGUUUCUUCUCCAGAUGUCCCAACAAUCUGAAAUCAUUGGAGGAAGUCACUCUGCUCCAAUCUUCUGCUGAAUUUCAGUCUUCCUUGAUGUUGUCCAGGGCUCCAUCCAAAAGUCUCCACACUGUGCAUAGUCCCACCACCUGCUGUUGAUUGCCAGCAAGCUCUGCACCGGUGCCAACGUGCUCCUGUAGACACUGUCUUCAAGCUUGCUGGACCCUUUUGGAUGUCCUGAAACUUCUGCUCUGCAGCUGAACAUCUCAGCUGAUCCAGAAAACGUUUUUUUCUGUGUGAGUGAUGAUAGCUGAGGCUUUUCUUUGAGGUAACUGUUUCUAACACAAGAAGCAGAUUUUAGCCCAUCUGCUCCUCUGUUAUAGCAACCAGUCUGAUACUUCGAUCGAUGGAGGAAUGAAAGCUAAAACUUCAAAGAUUGCGAGAAACGAUCUGUGUGUGAAAAACAUUCAGCAAAGCCAGUUUUAUUAUGUAGAAAUGACUUCAAACUGUUAAAAUAUCAACUGUGCCACCGUGCAGCUGGAUUUGGUUCAACUAAAAUUACAGAUUGUAACUGUCUGGGAAACUUCUCAUUUUAAUUAUAAUUAUAAAAAUGAAAAGCAAAACAGAACCUUGCUACCUUUCUGACUUGUAGACCAACUGUUGGGACCAAAAGAAUGCUUGGUAACCAGCUUAACCAGUUUUUGUGGAAAAAAAUAUGGGUUUAAAUGAUGAUUUAAGAGUUUAUUUAUGCAUGAAAAUGCAACAAACGUUGCCCAAUUUCAGAUCUUUAUCAGAACCAGGGCCGGUUCUAGGUAUGCAUAUAUGAGGGGCAGGCAGAAAAGUGAGGGAGGCAACAUCCUGCGUACACAUUACACUCCAGUAUGUUUAUUGUUGUUGAUUAGUGGGAUCUUUAUGGGUUGGGGAAACUGUACUGUACAAUUUGACACACUGAACUGGUUUCCCCCCAGUUGGGCUUCUUUGGAAAACGUUGGGCUGGAAAAAAAUAGCUUUGGGCCAGUUGUCAAAAUUUGGGCUUCUUUUCAGAACAUUUGGAGGGUUUUUAGAAAUUUUUUGUGGGGAAAUUUGAUCAAAAUAGUUUACAUUGUGUGGUAGAAAAGUAAAAAGUACACAUGUAAAAAUCUCAGAAUCAAUCAGCGAUGGUCAUUGGUCAAUUGUAAGCGUCCAUAAUGCUGUUAAGGGUUCAUCUAAUAUUUACUGAGGUGAGGCCUUUACUUUAAGCUUUGACUUGAUGCUCAGAGAGAGAUUCACGCUGAAGAGGAAAAUAGAAAAGAUAUCCAGAAAGCUAAAACCAGACUAGCAUCACAACUGGACCUGGUGCUGGUCAGAACAUCCACAGACAUGUUUGGACGCAGCUGCUCAAGCCAGUAAAAAAAAUGAUUUAUAAAAUAAAAAUAAAAAACAGGACAUAUUUAUUCUUUUAUAACCUCUAUUUUCUUGGCGUUAUGCUGCAAAAUAUUGAAAUGAAAUCAAUGUUCUGGAUCGUAAUCAAAAGAGUGAAUCAGGUGAGAGUUAAAACUAAAUCUGAUCAGUUUGUUUCUGCGUCACUCAACCAAAAAGUGAUCUAAGGCUUGGUUCUGUUUCUGUGUUUCUCGGGGAGCUGAGGAGGAGAGGUGGACCUUAUAAAACGGACCCAGCCACAGACCUGACCCGCUGGAGGCUGACUAAUGUGGAGGGCCGGCAGACCUGGAGCUAUGUGGAAGAUCAUGAGACCCCCGACAGAGAGCAGACCAUGCUGGAAGUUCAUUCUCUGGGCCUGGACACCGGCGGCUUCCCCUUCAGCACCCGUGACUGUGGUUGGAUCGUGGCCGACUGCACAGCUGAAGGUCUGAAGUCAUUGAUGCUGCUGCAGGAGCUCUGUCCCUCCAUCAGACAGCCAAUCACCUCACAGCGUUUAUAUGAUGCCGUCAAUGUGCUGCUGAGCAUGAAGAACAGAGACGGUGGAUUUGCCACAUAUGAAACUAAAAGAGGAGGAAGACUCCUGGAGCUGCUGAACCCCUCUGAGGUGUUUGGUGACAUCAUGAUAGACUACACGUAUGUGGAGUGCACCUCUGCAGCCAUGCAGGCUUUGAGGCACUUCCAGAAGGUUCAUCCUGAUCACCGCACUGAAGAGAUAAGGUCCACUCUUAGAGAAGGUGUUGAGUACUGCAGGAGGGUGCAGAGGACUGAUGGAUCCUGGGAAGGAUCCUGGGGAGUUUGCUUCACAUACGGAACGUGGUUUGGUCUUGAAGCCUUCGCUUGUAUGGGUCACACCUACAAGAGCAAAGAUGUGCCGGUUGAGGUGCAGAAAGCCUGUCGGUUCCUGCUGGAGCACCAGAUGUCCGAUGGAGGCUGGGGGGAGGACUUUGAGUCGUGUGAGCAGCGGCGCUACGUCCAGAGCAGCGCUGCUCAGAUCCACAACACCUGCUGGGCUUUAUUAGGACUCAUGGCCGUUAGACAUCCUGACCAUCAGGCCAUUGAGAGAGGAGUUCAGCUGUUGAUUGAUAAGCAGCUUCUCAAUGGAGACUGGCCUCAGGAAAACAUUUCUGGUGUGUUCAACAAGAGCUGUGCCAUCAGUUACACCUCCUACAGAAACGUCUUCCCGAUCUGGACCCUGGGACGCUUCUCCAAGCUUUAUCCCAGCAGUCCGCUGGCUGGGAAGCUGAAGCUGUGACCGCCUGCAGAUUAACAUCUGACCACAUUCAGACGUUUUCUUUCAUAGUCCAUUAGGACAUUUUUAUGGUUAGGGUUGUACCAGAUAUUAUAGUGAUCAGUCAGAGUCACUGAUAUUAGUGGAAAGGAAGACGAUCCAUAAACCAGUUCCUUAUGUGCCAGAUGCUGCCAAAACAAGACAGAGUCUCUGAUGCCCGGGUCCUCAGGAGGUCUCUGUUCCUUCGUUUACUGUUUAUCACAGCAAUUAUUAAAAAUAAUUAUUAUUUUAGCUUCAGUUUUAUAGCUGAAGUUUCCCCACAGCUUUAAUGGUUUGUUCCAUUUACCCUGGAAGGAAACUGGGAAUGAUGUCAGUCAGCCAGUAUGGUGGAAGUCCUGUGAUCAUGCUAACGCUAAUAUCUAAUGUCUAAUAACAAUGUUUUAUUGCAUUUAUGAAUCUAAACACUGCAACAACAUGAUUACCAACAGAUGCUUUACAGUGUGAAGUAACUAUGUGCCUUAUUUUAUUAAAUCAGUCAGAAGUCUAAUAAACUACAGGUCCUUCUCAAAAUAUUA